This is a messenger RNA of Choloepus didactylus (southern two-toed sloth), 1198 nucleotides long. It is a transcript of the gene UBE2L3, whose product is annotated as ubiquitin conjugating enzyme E2 L3. The transcript has 4 exons. The record is from RefSeq and is a predicted model, not a curated record. Bases 32 to 496 code for a protein of 154 amino acids. Lineage: Eukaryota; Metazoa; Chordata; Mammalia; Pilosa; Megalonychidae.
AUUCUGGGGCAGCAGCAGCACCAGAUCCAAGAUGGCGGCCAGCAGGAGGCUGAUGAAGGAGCUUGAAGAAAUCCGCAAAUGUGGGAUGAAAAACUUCCGUAACAUCCAGGUUGAUGAAGCUAAUUUAUUGACUUGGCAAGGGCUUAUUGUUCCUGACAACCCUCCAUAUGAUAAGGGGGCCUUCAGAAUCGAAAUCAACUUUCCAGCAGAGUACCCAUUCAAACCACCGAAGAUCACAUUUAAAACAAAGAUCUACCACCCAAACAUCGAUGAAAAGGGGCAGGUCUGUCUCCCGGUAAUUAGUGCUGAAAACUGGAAGCCAGCCACCAAAACCGACCAAGUCAUCCAGUCCCUCAUUGCUCUGGUGAACGACCCCCAGCCCGAGCACCCGCUCCGGGCUGACCUCGCCGAAGAAUACUCUAAGGACCGUAAAAAAUUCUGUAAGAACGCGGAAGAGUUCACAAAGAAAUAUGGGGAAAAGCGACCUGUGGACUAAAACCUGCCGCGACUGACUGCAGCCAGUGUGAGCAGAGACCCCAAGCCUUGCAUCCAGACAGCCCGCAAAGCAGGACUCUGUGGAGAAUUGACACGGGCCGCCUGGCGUUCCGUUCGUGGCAGUUACUAACUUUCUACAGUUUUCUUAAUCAAACGUGGUCUAGGUACCUGUAAAGAAAGGAUUAAAAAUUUAAGAUGUUCUAGUUCUGCUUUCUUUGUUUUAAAAAUCACUGCUUCAGUCUACUUCGAAAGAAUUGUGUUUCUUUUCUUGUCCAAAUUGAUCUAAAAUCUUCAAGUUAUUUAGCCUGUAAGGUUUAAAAAAGACAAAAGUUGUGUUUCCCCCAUUCCCCACCCUUGCAAUUCCCACUUUCUCGCAUUCAGUUUAUUUUUCACUUGCUCACUUCCCCAGAUCUGGGUCCCAUCUCUUCCACAAAGGAGAAGAGUCGGCUCUGGCAUUCCUGGCAUUUCUGAUGGCCUCUCCUCUCCCGUGGUGCACUGCCCGGUGUGAGAGUUGGUUCAAAGUCUCCCGGCUCCAGUUGAUAAUCUCCUUUUUAAAAAAUAACACAAGCAACAGCUCACCCCACCCUGCCUGCCCCCAUCCCAUCCCCACCAGGACAUAACAAGGGAAGCCAAGUUCUUGUAAAAAAAAAACCUGGCUGAUGUUACCACCAUGCUGUCUGUCGAUUAAACGGGCAAACCCCAA